Molecule: messenger RNA, 7845 nt
Organism: Lachancea fermentati
Lineage: Eukaryota; Fungi; Ascomycota; Saccharomycetes; Saccharomycetales; Saccharomycetaceae
Source: the annotation of a GenBank genome assembly
AUGGACAUAAACUUCGCUGAGGUGGCAGGGUAUAUCGUGGUAUGCGUAGUCGCUUGGGUUGUGGUCAAAGCGAUAGCGUUUUACCUGUUGGGAUUUUCAAUAGGAAUCAUUGACCCAUUGCGCUUGCGUCUGAGGUCGUUGCGAAUUCGGGACAAGCUAUAUAUGCAAUUCAUGUACUACUCCCUUUGGAAUGGUCAGUUGGUGAUACACGGUAUGAGCUUUUUGCUUCCACAAAAGAGCGAUAGGGAGGGAAAGGAAAAGAAGCCAAUAUCCAAUCGAAACCCGCGUUCGAUACCCAAAUGGAUUCAACGAUUAAUUCUACGAUUUCUCAAUUUGUUUAAAGAAUUCAAAAUUGUCUUGGAGAAAACAGAGUUCAAAAGUAUCAAGGUUGACCUUGCAAAUAUUACCAUAAUUGUCAAAAAAAACAAUCUUAAGGCUUCAAUACUAAUAAAGGACAUUUAUUUUGGUGAGAAGAUCCUGCUCCAUGGCGCGGUUAUUGACUUUUCUGCUGUUGUCAACCUAGAGAAGUCUUUGCGCUUCGAAAACUUGAUUCUCGACGUGAAGCUAAGGAACAUGAAAGUUUCCACACUGCAAUUUCAUUCUUUAAGAGCAAUUGUAAAUCGGAAGGUAUCGGAAGAAACACCUUCACGAGUGGAGGAGCCCACGCCUGAGUAUUGUAUCGAAGUAAUUCGUACUGCUAUAGACAAAACCCGCAGGGCAUUAGAACCGUUAGAGAGAUUGUCGCUUGCUGUUGACAACAUAACCCUCUAUGAUAUUCCUUACUCAACGCAUCCGAAGUUGAAAACAGCCACGGAUCAUUUAAAAUACAAAAUCUCCGCUUCCAGCAUUACGUUAUUUGCCAGUAAGCUCCGAGUUGGAUCUCCUGGUUACAAGCUGCUUUUCGCCGCAGAAGAUGCGCCUAUCAAUAUCAAACUUACAGCUUCUUCCUUAAUGUUCUCUUUACAUAGGACAACGUGCGCAGAUGCUUCUCAAGCGGAAGUAUUUGAGUUCUGUGAAAUUCCUAGUGUUUCAUUCUAUGGAGAUACAAACAUUUUCUCCAAUGGGCAUUUGAUUGAGAAUGAAAACCAACCCUUUGAUACUAUUAUCAAAUUUGUCGGUCACAUUUCUUCGCCAAUUGUGGAUUUUGAAAUAUCUCAACUAUCUUUUUUGAAGUCAUUUCAUGAGAACAUUAAGGUUUUCACUACUGUAUUAACUAAUUCCGAUGCUUCAGCCAAACCUUGCUCGGGUUUUGAAAGAAGUAAUGAAUAUAUUGAAGGGAAGCAAGUGGUAGCGACAUAUUUCCAGCACGUUUUACCUCACGUCGAGUCGAAAAUUACGGUCGAGGACCCCAUGUUCUUAGUUAGUGAUGAGGAUGAAUUACUGGUUCACAAGUGCUCUAUAUUAUCUAUUCAAACAAGAUCAGAGAAAUUUGCCCUUGGUGGACAAUCCAAAGAUAGACAACUGUAUUACAAUUUAAAAAACGUAGUCGAGCUUAUGGACUACACAUUUGCAUACCAUCAUCAAAAACGUCGUUUCAAACACAGAAUACUAACUUUGGAUAAUGUAUCAUUAAUGAGCAUGUCAAGGAUUCUUCCAAAUAUAAAAAUAGGGAUGGAUGCUAACAUUGACAGUUGUAAUGUUGACCUUUCAGAACUAACAACUUUGAUGGCAUUGAACAAAAUAAUAAGAAAGGUCAAUUCCAAAAUUCUUCUCGUUGAAGAGGAAUAUUUCUCGUCUCUCUAUGAAAAGUUUGCAAAUGAACUGGAAAGCACUGUACAUGAAUGUACUAAAUCACAAGCACAAAAUAAAAAAAGCGAAUGUGAUAUACAUCCAAAGCACUUCCUUUUCAACAAACUUCCUAAUUUCUUUGAUGGAAUCAAACUGAGUUUGAGAUCAUUUUCUGUUAUCGCAGGAGCAAGAUCUGUCUUUAUGUCUAAAGACGUAUUUACCAAAUUAACUUCACAGAGUCCAGGGGAUUUGGUGGACGGAGAACUGCGAAAACUCUCAUAUAAGAUUGAUCGAAUAAGAAUUCAAUUGAUUGGUCGAUCGGAAUCUUACGAUAAUUAUGAACAGUCUAGCGAUUUAGAUAACUCGACAAAAGUUAGCAGUAACAAAAGUUUCUCAUAUGACGAAAUUGGCCUAGAAGAUAGUUCUUCGACCCUAUCAAGCGAUAGCGAUCACCUGUGGAUACUAUCCUGUGUAUUUGAAGAUAUGGUAACCACUUUGUUUUCAGAAACAAGAACGCGAAGACAAGAAAUGACUCCAAAGACAAUAUUCAGGCUUCCAAGUUCAACGAUCCGACUUUAUCCAAUCUGCAAACAAAUGAAUAAAAGUAAAGACGAAUCAGAAGACAAAAUUUUUCUCUCAGUUCAAACUGGAAAGACUAAAACUAUGUUCUCACUUAUGACAAUAUUCCUUGUCAUAUCCGCAGUUCACACUUUCAAGGAGACCUUUACGAAAGAUGUGAACUGUCACAAAAGCGAAUCAAAGGCUAAGCGGCAUCUGUUUGAGUUUGCGAAGGCGAAAAAAAAAAGUCCGCUGUCAUGUAUUGCCAAGAGCGAUAUCCUUGAUAUUCUUGAUUUUGAGUUUUCGGCGACGCAUUUUGACUCAGUUAUUGUCUUGCCUAAUGGUGUGAAGACCCGGCUUGAGUUAUUUGCGUCCGAACUUAGUUUCAAAAACAUCAAAGAGUUGUCACUCAAUGGUCACUACUUUAGAUUUUGCGUGGAAUGUCCGACUAUUUCUAAUUCCUGGGUGAGGAUGAUAACUAUCGUUAAUUUUUCGAUUCUGGGUGACCUAAUUUCCAUUUUGGAUCAAUUGAAGAAUCAUGAAGAUAAUCAAAAAAACUUGAGGCCAUCGGUAACAUUGUCAAAUGAAAUGUGGCACUUCAAUAUCCCGCAUCGCUUCGAAAUGUAUCAGAUAUUUGAUAAUAUUCCCACAAUGUUUAAGACUAUCAAACAAAUGGUUCAUUCUUUGAAAACAUCAAAAAAUGAUACUGUAAUCCAGCCACAUGUCUCCAAAACUCCAAUUGUUCCAAAAGUGAGAUUAACGUCUAAGAGAUGGGUGUUCAGUGUGGAUGACGAUCCCUUCGAAUCCCAAUUGGCGAUGAUAUUUCAAGUAGGUUUGCGCGAGCAACGAUCGAGGUUAGAGAAGUAUGAACAUUUUGAGCAACAAUUCUCUAAAAAGCUAAUGGGAGAGAAAAAGGAAGUCAAAAGGACAGAGACUUUCACGGAAAAUUCAGAUGGGAAAAAGCGAGCAUGCAACUUACCAAAGGUAUCUUCACUUUUGAAAAGACACAGUUUCUCCGAAGUGAAAAGUGAAAAUGAUGAAAAUAAAGAUGGCCUCGAAACUUCUGCUGAUACUGAAAACGCCUCAAAAGAAAUGAAGGAAGCGGAAAAAUUAGGUAUAGCAUUUAAAACCCUACAAGAACAAAUCUCAAAAUCGUGGAUUAGGAGAAUUGAAACUAUUAAAGUGAAGGAAAAAGUUGAGUUUGAGAAAAACUUCAAAUUCUUGUGGGGUAACAUUGACGUUACCAAAUUUCACGCCGAUGCCAACAAGCGGAUAUUGGACUUUAUUUCUUCCCCUGCACUCAUGAAUUUGAUAAUUGAAGGGAUUGAUAUAAUUUUGGGUAAGCCGUCUUGUGGUAUUGAAAACAUUCCUGGUUUCAUCCACGAUGUGGGGAAAGGUGUACCAGAAGACACGAAGUACUCUAUAAUGUUUCCGAUCAAUUUGAAUGCGAAUUUCCUAGAAAUCAGAUGUCACCUGCGAGACUAUCCCUUACCAUUCGUUUAUAUGCCUAAUUAUCUUCCAGGUCAACCUCGAAGUAAUGAGGCGGCUCCAAUUAGCAUUCAAGGCGACAUUCUACUUACAGAGGAUAUGAUAAGGUCAAACCACGAAAUGCGCACCAUAUUUGUUCCAUUAGUCCCCUCGUGUACUUUGGAAAACGAUGACCCUUUUUAUUCACUGUUGAUUCCCCGAACAUUGGCACCAAUUAAAAUUUACACGAAUCUGAACCUUGGCUUAAAAUCUAAUGAGGAUACAAUGGUAACAUGGGGUGGAUCAUAUUCUCCAGCUCUUCAACAAUUGAUGGAAUGCUUUGAUAACUUUUCGAAGCCUCCCGUCGACCCAUCUCCAAAACUUGGCUUCUGGGAUAAGAUAAGGAACAUUUUUCAUGCUAGGGUAAGUAUCAAAUGGAACAAUGACGGUCAAUUUCAUGUAGUAUUGAAAGGCUCAAAGAAUCCUUACAUGAUAGGGGGAGAAUCGGCAGGGUUCACCGUUGGACUGAAAGGAGAUAUUACUCUGGGAUGUAAUAUUACUGGUGAUCCCACAAAAUUCCUUUCAUUUUCUUCUCAACAGAUCUUUUUUGGUAUUCCGAACUUGUUCGCAAAACCUUUGUUCGGAUGGUGUAGGAGUAGCAAGAACUUCCUAUUCUUUCCCAGUCAAGAAGACACCAAUCUUCAAAAAUAUGCGUUCUAUUACUAUCUGCUUGAAAUGUCUGAUGUAAAAAAUUUGAAUAAGGACAUCAAGGUGAUGAGAGACAAUUUUUUUGAAAAGAUAGCUAUUAAUCUUUCUGGCGGAAUUAAAUUGAAUGUGGGUUUUGUAUUUGAAAGAAUGUCAUCUCAUAAGGAGGAGAGGACGCUUAAAUCCCGCCCCCAUUGGGAUGUCCGAAUGUGUAAUCCACUAUAUGUGGAUGACAGAUCAGAAUUUGAUUCGUAUCGUGGAUUCAGGAGUGACUUUAUCCAUAUGUCUUUUGACUUAUUAUCGAAUAAUCGCAACUCAUACAACGUGAUGCAACUUACUCCAAAUGCGUUUAAAAUAUUCUUCAAAUGGUGGAAAAGUUUCUCUGGUAAUCUCCCCGUGAGACGUGGACCCUUGUUUGGAAUGAACAGUAUGAGUCCCAAGUUUGGGGUUCAUCUGUAUACUAUAUCAUAUCAUGCUGACGUAGCACCUCUGUUCAUUUGCCACAUGUAUCAUGUCCUUGAUCCAGGUGAGUUCACAUCGAGAAAAAAGGAUCAGAUUGAAUACGUGGGCUUAAAAGCCAAAACUGAGAAUUUCGUCAUGGAUCUUCAUCAGAGAAAGGAAGUUCUACAUGAAUACAAGCAAGAAUUGGAUACCACCAAAAAAGUGACAAAACUGAAAUUUCAGGAAGGUGACGUUUCAACUUUCGGUAUUGAUAUCCGAACAGUUCAAGCCCAGUUCAAAAGACGUGGCCUUGGCGACGAAAAAGACGUCGAAAAUUAUGACAUAUUUGAUGAUGACAUGACAUGGUAUGACCCUCAUGAUUUUGAUGAGUUCAAUUUCGAUAGUCUGGAAAACUACGUCCUCUCAGUUAAGAUAAAUCCCCUUCUUUAUUCACCUAAAUUCGUCUACAGAAAGCAAGCCAACUAUGGGGACAAGUAUCAGGUUGAUGUAGUCACCUGUAAAAAAAUUGAGCCAUUCAGAAACUCUAAUUAUCAUGAGUGUACCUUGCAGCCAAGGGUUAGAUCGCCGCUUAAUUUGAUUGAUGAAAGAAUAGGAGUUCUGAGAAAGGAGAAAGAUUUGGCUGAGAGAGAGCUCGAAAACUCAUCAAUCACAUCUGGGAAUGAAGAUUUCAAUGCAACACAAAUGAAGUUGGAGAAAAUCAAUGCAGCUAUUUCAAAAGUUUCUGAACUGCUGCAGGAUCUGAAAUCUCUAGAAAAUUCCGACACUUCUGGAGAGGACAUAGAAGAGGGUUAUGGCAAAGUUGCUGAACAUCGAGAUUUGAAUUUUUCGACCAUCGAAUGGAUAACGAAAAACAAUUCUUUCUCUAAAUCUUUUGAAAACAGAUUCUACAUCUUCUCCAUGUCGCUGAAAUGGAAUGAGGUUGUCAGGGAUGCUGUUUACAAAUAUAUUCAUUUGCUUGACUUGAACAAGGAGUUUUCAUAUAUUACGAAUCAUAAGGCCAUAAAAAAAAUCGAAGAUGUUAUAAAGGGCCCAAGAAAAACACUUUCUGACACUCAAUCUAGAUCUGAUGAAGAGGAUACUGAAAAACACAACGUCUCUUCCCUCAAAAGUGAUUCUGUUAAGGGGGUUGAUGCGGAUGAUGAUGUUUUGGCCAUAUUUGAAAAUGAUUUGAGAAAAUUCAGCGGGUUUUCGAACUACAUCACGCACGAUAAUCAUGUCGUGCAAUUUGUAGCUCCUCAAAUUCAAUUGACUACAUCUAAAAGUCCCGACUCAUGUACCCUGCUGACUUCUCCCAGUAUUAAACUAAAAACAGUAUCCUUUGAUGCAAACACCACUGAAAACCAAAAUAAUGAGGAUAUCUUCAUGAAUCGGUACUCUCUGGUGUUACUGAAGGCCAAUGUUUUCGUCUUUCAUAAGGAUAAUUUUGAGAACUAUCAUGACAUAUUUUUUGAUGUUAACGGAUAUGGUCAACCUAAUAAAGAUAGUUGGCAGCCAUGGCUGGGCAUCGAACUUUGUUUUGAUUCCAAACCUCUAGAAAGAGACACCCUCAUUAAAGACUUCUCCGGAAUUUUCAAGUUUGACCGGGCAUUUUCGUUUGCAACAUUGGGUGACGGGAACUCAGAGAUUCUUCAAAACCGAAUGGUUUGUCAAUUUCCUAAAACGACGAUAAGCUCAAAUUCUAGACAGUACUUAGCCCUCUAUGACAUGAUUGCUAAUCUGCUUGUUUAUGUGGAGCCUAAAAGUGCUCAUUUGAAGAAAGAGAUAGAAAGAUUGUUGUUCAGAUACGACUCUUCGAAUUUGAUUCAUUUGCAAACUCUUGUCACAGAUUUGCAGAGGAAAAUCGGGGCCGUAAGUUUAGUGGAAAAGGAAUUGGCUUUUCGGCGGCAUAUACUAGACGACGCCGGAAUAUAUGAUCUGGACGGCAUACGUAAGGAUAAAAUUGAGUCGUUAAUCAAACUCUACAUCCUUAUGAAAGUUUUGAACGCAGGUAGCAAAGAACAAGCAGCAGAGGAUCAGCGAUUGUUACUCGAUAUUGAGGCUAAUGAAAUUAUUCUUCAUAUGUUAGACGAUGAUGGGUCGGCAUUUUUGGAUAUAGCUCUCGCAAAAUCGUUUUUCCAGAGAAUGCAAUCUUCCUAUGGCUAUAAUAGCAAUAAGUUGGUUAUCGGAAUUGCGCAAAUAUUUAACCUUCAAAAGGGUGUCAUCUUCAAUGAUUUAAUGAGCCCUUUACGAGAUUCCAAUAAAAAAACUUCAAGCCACAAUCAGCCAUUGAUCAAGGUUCAAUGGGAAAUUGAAAAACCUAUAGGGGGGAUAAAAGUUAUCAAGAACGUUGAAACGGUACUGCAAGGACUGGCCAUAAACGUCGAACAGGAGACAAUCACGAAAUUAUUCGCGUGGGCAUUUCCCUCUGAGGUAGAAAAUUUUAUCCGUCAAGGAUCAGACGGAGAUUCUUCUGAAUUUGAUGUGGAAUCAACAACUUCUGACGAAGUCAAGAAUGCAUAUACAGACUCAAAUAGCUUCUUGUCCAGGGGUUCGUUUUUGGAAGGAGACGUCAGUGAUAUUAAAAGCGCGGAUGAUGUUGAUGAAAUGAUGAAGAGAUCCUCAGAUUACAUGGUAAUCAAUAAAAUGGUUAUAAACAGUUUUGUUCUAAGUGUGAGCUAUCGCGGGCACGGAGCAAAGAGAUUGAUCAACGUUACUGAUUUUGUAUUUGUGUUUCCCAAGUUAGUUUUUCAGCAUGAAACAAUGACCAAAGUGGAUUUGACCAUGGUUCUGAAAAGAGUCCUUUUGAAAUCGCUGCUGAAGCAUGCUGGAAAAUUCAUUGGGAAUAAGUUGAAAAAGCAUUCCGUUGAAGGGAAUAAGUCUAACUCAACACUUAAACAAUUAACUGAUUAUAAAUCCUUUACGGACUUGGAAGAAUUAAAAAAGUGA